Messenger RNA from Thalassophryne amazonica, 1304 nucleotides. Its product is annotated as retinol dehydrogenase 8-like. Bases 30 to 995 code for a protein of 321 amino acids. The transcript has 6 exons. NCBI's taxonomy places the organism in Eukaryota, Metazoa, Chordata, Actinopteri, Batrachoidiformes, Batrachoididae. Gene Ontology annotation, molecular function: estradiol 17-beta-dehydrogenase [NAD(P)+] activity. The record is from RefSeq and is a predicted model, not a curated record. Gene Ontology annotation, cellular component: cytoplasm. Gene Ontology annotation, biological process: estrogen biosynthetic process.
UUCUGCCGGGUUCUUGCUUUGCCCACAGCAUGCACAGGGUCAUGGCGGGUCCUGGACAGAAAGUGGUUCUGAUCACCGGCUGCUCCUCCGGUAUCGGCCUGAGGAUCGCCGUGAUGCUGGCCAAAGACGAACAGCAGCGUUAUUACGUCAUUGCCACCAUGCGCGAUUUGAAACGUAAGGAGAAGCUGGUGGAAGCAGCCGGGAACACGUAUGGGAAAACUCUGUCUCUGGCCGUGCUGGACGUCUGCAGCGACGAGUCCGUCAAACAGUGUAUUGAUGGCAUCAAGGAUCGACGUGUGGAUAUCCUCAUAAAUAACGCAGGUAUCGGUCUGGUGGGUCCUGUGGAGAGCAUCCCCAUCGAAGAGAUGAAGAAAGUGUUUGAAACCAAUUUCUUUGGAGUGAUCCGAAUGAUCAAGGAGGUUAUGCCGGACAUGAAGAAGAGGCGAGCGGGACACAUCAUUGUGAUCAGCAGUGUCAUGGGACUGCAAGGUGUGGUGUUUAAUGAUGUGUACUCUGCGUCCAAGUUUGCCAUGGAAGGUUUCUGUGAGAGUUUGGCUGUGCAGCUCUUCAAGUUUAACAUCACUCUGUCCAUGAUAGAACCUGGUCCAGUACACACAGAGUUUGAGAAAAAUAUGAUUGAGGAUGUGAGACAGAGGGAGUAUCCCGGAGCAGACGCUGACACUAUCCAUUACUUCAAGAACGUCUACCUUCCUUCCUCCAUUGACAUCUUUGACACAAUGGGUCAAACGCCCGAUGACAUCGCCAGAUGCACCAAGAAAGUGAUUGAAGCCAGCAGCCCGCGCUUCCGAAAUCUCACCAACCCCUGGUACACGCCCAUCUUAGCCCUGAAAUAUGCAGAUGAAACUGGAAGCCUGUCUGUUCGUGCCUUCUACCACAUGUUCUUUAACCUGGGCUCUCUAAUGCACAUCACUAUGACCGCCAUCAAGUACCUGACCUGUGGAUGUCUGAGGAUCAGGACAAUUUCCCCAAACUAGAAGAUUUCUACAUGGAACAUAAUGUAAAUAAGACAACCCCAAGUGAAUGCAGGGAUUUAGAAUUCUCAAUGUCCAAAAACAGGUUACACUAUAAUAUACUGUAACAGCUGAAGAAUAUAUGUCUGUGUGGUUGUUUGAUCUGCACUGUACAUGAUCAGGUCUGUCUGUUUUUCAUUGUGUUAUACAGCACAGGGGCAUGUUCCUAAUCCAGCCUGUCUUAUCUCAGCCUCCUUCUCUGGUCCCAUGUCUCUUCUCUUCCCAAAGUUGAGCUUUGAUUGAUGCAGUCUGUCUGUUCUUUUUUUUUUUUUU